Molecule: messenger RNA, 1950 nt
Organism: Anopheles coustani
Lineage: Eukaryota; Metazoa; Arthropoda; Insecta; Diptera; Culicidae
Gene: TyrRS
Product: tyrosine--tRNA ligase, cytoplasmic
Exons: 2
Coding region: 135-1757 (540 amino acids)
Biological process (GO): tyrosyl-tRNA aminoacylation
Molecular function (GO): tyrosine-tRNA ligase activity; ATP binding; tRNA binding
Source: RefSeq, a predicted model, not a curated record
UCGUACGAACAAGUCUUUUCGAUCGUAUAUUGCCGAUCAGUGAGGUGGCCGGUUUGGCACGAAAGUUUGCUUUAGGCACAGUACUGCCUCGCCCUUCCUCGGCUUUCUGUUAUUUGUGAAAGAAAAACAGCACUAUGGCAGCCAACCUGACGCCGGAGGAAAAGGAGAACCUCAUCACCCGCAACCUGCAGGAGGUGCUGGGGCAGGACAAUCUCCGGACGGUUCUCAAGGAGCGUGACCUUAAAAUAUACUGGGGCACGGCUACGACGGGCAAACCUCAUAUCGCCUACUUUGUCCCAAUGUCGAAGGUGGCCGAUUUCCUGAAGGCGGGAUGUGAAGUUACGAUCUUAUUCGCCGAUUUGCAUGCCUACCUCGACAAUAUGAAGGCACCGUGGUCGUUGCUGCAGGAGCGCACAAAGUACUACGAGGCGGUUAUCAAAGCAAUGCUUACCUCGUUGGGUGUUCCGCUGGAAAAGUUGCGGUUCGUGCGAGGAACGGACUACCAGCUGUCGAAGGAGUACACCCUGGACGUAUACCGCCUGUCGUCGGUUGUGACGCAGCACGACGCAAAGAAGGCCGGUGCCGAGGUGGUUAAGCAGGUCGAACAUCCGUUGAUGUCCGGCAUACUCUACCCGGGACUGCAGGCGCUGGACGAAGAGUAUCUCAAGGUGGACGCACAGUUCGGUGGCAUUGAUCAGCGGAAGAUUUUUACCUUCGCCGAGAAGUACCUCCCGCAGUUGGGUUACGCUAAGCGCAUUCAUCUUAUGAAUCCGAUGAUACCCGGACUGGCCGGUGGAAAGAUGUCGUCCAGUGAGGAGGAUUCGAAAAUCGAUCUGCUCGACAGUGCGGCGAAGGUCAAGAGCAAAAUUAAGAAGGCUUUCUGCGAGCCGGGCAACAUCGAGGACAAUGGACUGCUAAAGUUUGUGAAGCACGUCGUCUAUCCGAUGUUUAAGGAAGGUGAAGUAUUCACUGUUCCUCGGAAACCGGACUUCGGUGGCGAUAUGGUGUUUGCCGAGUACGAAAAGCUGGAGGCCUGCUUUGCCGCGCAAGAGUUGCAUCCCGGCGAUCUGAAGGCAGCCGUCGAGGGAUAUAUUAAUCGUCUGCUGGAACCGAUUCGAAAGAUUUUCGAUACCGACUACUAUCGGGAGCUGACGGAGCGUGCGUAUCCAGCGCCAACCAAGGCCGGUAAGCAACCACCGGGCGGCGCAAAAGCGCAAUCCGCCAAUAAUGCGUCCGCACCGUCAGCCGGCGCUGCCGGGGAGAACACUCCCGAUAAGCUGGAGCUGAAGGUGGGACAAAUUUUGGACGCUAUCAAGCACCCCGACGCGGACAGUCUGUGCGUACUGACGGUGGACAUAGGUGGUGGGGAGCGGAAAUCGAUCGUUAGCAAUCUGGUGGCUCACUACUCGUUGGAACAGCUCCGCGAACGGUUGGUGGUGGUGCUGACGAACAUGAAGGCAUCGAAAAUUCGUGGCGUCGAAAGUGAAGGUUUGGUGCUGUAUGCGGCCGGUACGGAAAAGUGCGAGGCGCUUGCAGUCCCGGCGGGUUCCAAGGUAGGAGAGCGCAUCAUUGUGGAAGGAUUCGAUAACACGAGCAAUCCGGUGCCGGCGUUAAACCCGAAGAAGAAGGUUUGGGACAAGAUCCAGGCGGAACUGCGCACCGGUGCCGAAGGGGAGGCGCUGUGGAAAGACUUCUCCCUCAUGACGCUGAACGGAGAUCGAGUAACGAGUUCGCUUCCAGGAUGCAGUAUCAAGUAAUUGCUGGCAUUCCGGUGUUACGGAGAUUUUUCUCACUAGCGAGAAACGAGACAGUGCUUUCGAUUGCAUUUCAAACUUGCUUAAUUGGCCCACGUGACGCUCUUGCGGGUUGUGUCAUGGGAUGACAAAAUAUCGUUUACGUUUUCUACUCAUUUUUCGCAAAGUAAUUUAUUAAAUUACAUCGCAAGUUAAU